AUGGGAGACGCCGAUCGCCAGUGGCCGAACACAAAACAGGAACCGGUCAGUAAGCAGUUUCAGCCAAAAAAGUACAAAGACAGUGGUCAAGAAUGGCGCAAAGAAAGAAAGGACACAUCGAAUCAGCCGACAUACGCCUAUACACCGUUCAAGGUGAAUUCGCUAAGCCGAGCUACUACACCACUCGCCUCAAUUUCCGAGCAACAUUCUCAAAACGGAACGCUUCGCCGCUCAAAUCAGCCGAAUCCGUUCGUCUAUCCCAACCAGCCACCGUCACGGAAUGCUUUUCAUGAACCGCCCCAAUCUCAGUCAACACCGAAAGCAGCGCAUCACAUGCAGGUCCGACCAGAAAGUGCGGCACAGAUGACCAAGGAGCAGAAGUUGACGUGGGGUCGA
This is a messenger RNA of Ostertagia ostertagi, 396 nucleotides long. Lineage: Eukaryota; Metazoa; Nematoda; Chromadorea; Rhabditida; Trichostrongylidae. The record is from the annotation of a GenBank genome assembly.